CCCUCCAGUCUUUCCUCUAAGAAGUUAAUCACUCUUAUUAAACAUACAUUUUCUUCCUAUCUGAAGGUAUGGGGAGCUGAUGCAGGCCAGCAGGACUUUGGAAAUAUGACAUGCCUUGUUUAUGUUACUAAUCUGUUCUGGUUGGAGAAAAAAAGUGUGUACCAAUACACUAUCUUAACUGAAGCAUGUUUAAGCUAUUGCUGGAAUUUUAAGUCUCUGGGGGACUUGAGAGGAGGGGCUUCCUGUAUAUUUUUUCAUUAAUCCUAGUUCAGCUUUUUUAGAUUGAUAUUAAAUAAAAAUGUUUAGCUUAUUAUGGGAUAAAAAAUAGAUAAUUUAGCAACUAUUCUUUAUUAUUAUUAAAAUAAAUAGUUUGCUACUUAUCUAUCUCCAUAAGAGAAAAACGAAGAACUUGGGAGAUGAUAAUUUUUAUACUGAUGGCAAAAAUUUCCCAUGGUUUUAGGACUUUGAAGCAUUUUAGUUCAGGCUGAAGUUCAUUGGUCAGUCAUUCCUAAUCGGAAGAAAUAAUGCUUGACAGUAUCACUUGAUUGUAAUAAUAAGCAAGAUAUUACUUAUGAUCUAAAAUAAUGUUACCUUUUCAUAUAGGACAUCUCCUUUUCUUUAAAGUACAUAAUAUUUAAUUACAUUAAUAUUUUAUUAAUAGCCAUUACAUGUGGUGAAUGUGAUCCUUAGAGAGGGAACAUUUCAUCAACUUUAGGACUUUAAAUAAUUUUGGACUUUUUUAGAGGGAGGAAUGUGGUUCUGAUCAGUAAAACAAUUGCACCUAUAAAGCUACAGUCUUGGAAGGAUGGUACUUGAAAAGUGGUUGUGUUAUCAAAGAAUAAUUGAAAGGCAACUGUGAGCAAUCCUCCUAAAAACAGUGGAAUUAACAGGCAGACAAAUGCCUGAAGCCUUUACAGUUCCUCUGUAGGUCUGGUAAGAGUCUUUGGUGCUGUCAACCUUUUUUGUGCAUUGCUCCUGGUGGGCUUUGUAAGUUUCAGCAUUUGUACAGAAUUCUUCUAUUCGUAGUCCUCUGUGUGACAAACCAUGGAACAGAUUUCUUGUUCUUUACAUGAAUAAUGCAAGAAAAAUUUUAUGACUUCUUAUCCCUUGCUUUUGCCCUAGUAAAAAUAUUUAUGUUUAAUUGUAGUUAUAAGGAUCCUAUAUAAAAUUUAGGUGUAAAUAACCUUUUACGUGGAUAAAGGAAUUUGUCCUAUUAAAUCAAGGAUUUUGCUUCCCCUUCAUUAGUUCUGUAGUCUCUCUCUGACUUCAGAAAGACUUAAGUCAAGAAGAUACCAGGAUGGGGACUUACAAAGAGCUGCAUUUAAGGCGUUGUCACAGGUAGAAAAAGUGACCUGCAUUUAACUGCUCUAUGUGCAUCCAGAUUCUCCUUUUACCGGUGAGCAACUACUCAAACAGAUGGUGUCUUUUGAAAAGGUGAAACUCACCAACAAUGAACUGGAUCAACAUGGCCAUAUAAUUUUGAACUCAAUGCAUAAGUACCAGCCAAGGGUGCACAUCAUUAAGAAGAAAGACCACACAGCCUCAUUGCUCAACCUGAAGUCUGAAGAAUUUAGAACUUUCAUCUUUCCAGAAACAGUUUUUACGGCAGUCACUGCCUACCAGAAUCAACUGAUAACGAAGCUGAAAAUAGAUAGCAAUCCUUUUGCCAAAGGAUUCCGGGAUUCCUCCAGGCUCACUGACAUUGAGAGGGAAAGUGUGGAGAGCCUGAUUCAAAAGCAUUCCUAUGCACGCUCACCCAUCCGUACCUACGGAGGAGAAGAAGAUGUCUUGGGGGAUGAGAGUCAGACAACCCCAAAUCGAGGGUCAGCCUUUACAACAUCUGAUAAUUUGUCUCUCAGCUCCUGGGUAUCAUCUUCUUCCAGUUUUCCUGGGUUUCAGCACCCACAGUCCCUGACUGCUCUUGGCACCAGCACAGCAUCCAUAGCAACACCCAUUCCUCACCCCAUCCAGGGUUCUCUGCCACCAUAUAGCCGACUGGGAAUGCCUCUGACACCAUCGGCCAUUGCCAGCUCCAUGCAAGGGAGUGGCCCCACAUUCCCUUCAUUCCACAUGCCGCGAUACCAUCACUAUUUUCAGCAGGGGCCCUAUGCUGCCAUUCAAGGACUACGCCAUUCCUCUGCUGUGAUGACGCCAUUUGUAUGA
This is a messenger RNA of Homo sapiens (human), 2163 nucleotides long. It is a transcript of the gene TBX20, whose product is annotated as T-box transcription factor 20. The transcript is spliced from 6 exons. Gene Ontology annotation, molecular function: DNA-binding transcription factor activity, RNA polymerase II-specific; DNA-binding transcription activator activity, RNA polymerase II-specific; RNA polymerase II-specific DNA-binding transcription factor binding. Gene Ontology annotation, cellular component: cytoplasm; nucleus. Gene Ontology annotation, biological process: positive regulation of cell cycle process; regulation of DNA-templated transcription; positive regulation of cardiac muscle cell proliferation. Lineage: Eukaryota; Metazoa; Chordata; Mammalia; Primates; Hominidae. The record is from RefSeq and is a predicted model, not a curated record. Bases 1417 to 2163 code for a protein of 248 amino acids.